Molecule: messenger RNA, 393 nt
Organism: Trichomonas vaginalis G3
Lineage: Eukaryota; Parabasalia; Trichomonadida; Trichomonadidae
Product: Chain W Ribosomal Protein S15a
Exons: 1
Coding region: 1-393 (130 amino acids)
Biological process (GO): translation
Cellular component (GO): ribosome; cytosolic small ribosomal subunit
Molecular function (GO): structural constituent of ribosome
Source: RefSeq, a predicted model, not a curated record
AUGGUACGCACAUCUGUUCUUGCUGAUGCACUCAAGGCUAUCACAAACGCUGAACGCCGUGGUAUGCGUCAGGUUCUCAUUCGCCCAUCAUCAAAGGUCAUCAUCGCCUUCCUUAAGGUUAUGGCCCAUCGUAACUACAUCGGUGACUUCGAGGUUAUCGAUGACCACCGCUCUGGCAAGAUUGUUAUUAACCUUCUUGGCCGUCUUAACAAAUGCGUUGCUAUCUGCCCACGUUUCGAUGUCGGACUCGGUGAGCUCGAAAUGUGGCAGGCCAAGCUCCUCCCAUCCCGCCAAUUCGGCUUCGUUGUUCUCUCCACAGACAAGGGCAUCAUGGAUCAUGAAGAGGCUCGUAAGAAGAACGCUGGUGGCAAGAUUCUUGGUAUGUUCUUCUAA